This is a messenger RNA of Orycteropus afer afer, 3042 nucleotides long. The record is from RefSeq and is a predicted model, not a curated record. Lineage: Eukaryota; Metazoa; Chordata; Mammalia; Tubulidentata; Orycteropodidae.
AUGGCCCCGCAAGCCGAUGAGAGUAGAGCAGCAGUGAUCCGAUCCUUUGUAAACCAAGCAGGCCCUGAUAUUAGAAGAAAACUUCAGAAGAUAGAUAGAUUAGUGGAGGGGAAGCCAGUAGAGUUUCUGGUAGAUACAGGGGCUCAGUACUCCGUCCUCAAUAAGAAGGAGGGAAAGAUUUCUUCAAAAACCAGCCUGGUCCAGGGGGCAACAGUGGCAAAGCAGUAUCAUUGGACAAUGCAGCGACAAGUGAAUCUGGGAACUAAGCAAGUGUCCCAUUCAUUCUUAAUUGUACCUGACUGUCCUGCAGCACUGAUAGGAAGGGACUUAUUAUCCAAAGCCCAAGCCCAUAUAUUCUUUCACAAAAACGGUGUCCAGGUUACUGAUGGGGAAGGUUCCCCCCUACAGGUCCUGAUGGUCGCCUUACAUGACGAAUACCACUUGUAUAAAGGUGUAGAAGACCGAUGUGCAGACUUAAUGGAUAUAGCUGCAUGGCUGGAAGAGUUUCCCCAAGCCUGGGCAGAAACUGGAGGAAUUGGAUUGGCGAAACACCGACCACCCAUUAUUGUGGACUUAAAGCCCUCUGCUGUACCAGUAAGAGUCCGACAGUAUCACAUGCCCAGGGAAGCCCGGGAAGGCAUACAACCCCAUAUCCAGCGGCUGUUACAGGAAGGGGUACUAAAGAGGUGCCGGUCUGCAUGGAAUACACCUCUCCUCCCAGUAAAGAAACCAGGGGGAGAGUACCGACCAGUGCAGGAUCUGAGAGAGGUAAAUCGCCAAGUUGAAGACAUACAUCCCACAGUCCCUAACCCUUACACUCUGCUCAGCAAUCUUCCUCCAGAUCAUGUGUGCUAUACUACCCUGGACUUGAAGGAUGCUUUCUGUAGCCUGCCCCUAGCCCCACAGAGCCAAGACAUUUUUGCCUUUGAAUGGGUUGACGAAAUGGAUAAAAUCCUCGACCAGCUGACCCGGACAAGGUUGGUCCAAGGGUUCAAGCACUCGUCUACUUUGUUUAAUGAAGCCUUGAGUGAUGACUUACGUGAGUACCGGAGUCAAAACCCGCGAGUAACUUUACUACAAUAUGUAGAUGACUUGUUAAUAGCAGCCCCCAACCGAGCAGGGUGCCUCAAAGCAACCAGGAAAUUGCUCACCUCUCUGGGAGAGCUGGGAUAUCGAGCUAGUGCCAAAAAAGCUCAGAUAGCUAAGCCAGAAGUCACAUACUUGGGAUAUAAGUUGAGAGCUGGGCAGAGGUGGCUCACUGAAGCCAUGAAACAGACAAUCCCACAGAUUCCCCGACCCACAAGCCCGAGGCAGAUGAGAGAAUUUCUAGGAACAGUAGGUUAUUGCCGGCUGUGGAUUUUAGAUUUCACCACAAAGGCGAAAUCACUCUAUGAGCUCAGUAGGGAAGGGUCGGAGUGGGACUGGACUCCUGAGAGGGACUCAGCUUUUAUAGAAUUUAAGGAAGAACUCCUUAAAGCCCCAGCAUUAACAUUACCUGACCCCACUAAAUCAUUUCAUCUGUUUGUUGAUGAGAAAAAAGGAAUAGCCAAGAGGGUCCUAAAACAACAGCAGGGACCAUGGAAGAGGCCAGUAGCAUACCUCUCAAAGAAAUUGGAUCUAGUAGCAGCAGGAUGGCCCCCUUGCUUGAGAAUUAUUGCUGCCACCGCUCUGCUAGUUAGAGAUGCAGAUAAGUUAACCCAUGGACAGACUUUGAAAGUAACCACUCCCCAUGCCAUUGAAGGAGUACUCAAACAGCCUACAGGGAAAUGGAUAACCAACGCCAGAUUAACUCAUUAUCAGAGUUUAUUACUUGACACACCAAGGGUACAAUUCUUAACCCCAACAGUUUUAAACCCCACCACCCUGCUGCCUAACCCCGACCUAGAUAAACCUCUGCACAACUGCUCAGAAAUACUUGCAGAGGUAAAUACGAUCAGAAAGGACUUGCGAGACUGCCCGUUGGAAAACAGUGACUUCAUUUGGUUCACGGAUGGAAGCAGUUUCGUACAGGAUGGACUGAGGUAUGCAGGAGCCACGGUCGUAAAUAACCAGGAGGAGAUUAUUUGGGCCAACGCUUUACCGCCAGGAACUUCUGCCCAGAAAGCUGACCUUAUUGCCCUGGCGGAGGCAUUGGAAAGAGCAGAGGGGAAGAGGCUAACGGCCUAUACAGACAGUCAUUAUGCGUAUGCAACUCUUCAUAUACACGGCGCCAUCUACUGAGAGCAUGGGUUCAAAAACACAGAAGGAAGAGAAAUAAAGAAUUAGACGGAAAUUCUUCGCUUGUUAUCAGCUGUGACCCGGCCGUGAAUGGUAGUGGUGGUUCACACCCCAGGACAUCAGAGAGGACACUCCCUUGAAGCAAGAGGCAACCGAGCCGCAGACCAGGCAGCUAAGAGAGCUGCCCUCCAAAUGGUACGAACUCUAGUAACUAACUUACCUUGCCCACAACUGGAACCCCUGCCUCCUACUCCCAACUACUCUGGAGAAGACAUACGCCCAGCCAGAUGUAGAUCCCAAACUUCAAAUGGAGAAAGGGAUGAGCAGAUAAAGGUUACAUUCACUGAACAAGGAAAAAAUGAAUUAACCAAGUGGAAGUCAGGACUCAAUUGGGGCAUUCGAGUUUAUGCAUACCCUUACCCAUCUGGGGAGAUAACUAUUUUACAGGAAGUAGAGACCUUAGAUGCUGGGUCGGUAGGUCCAAAUGAAGUGUUAAAACCCCUGGGAAAAGAAACCCCACCCUCUACAAGAAAGACGUUGAAAGAACUGAGCACUGUAACCCCUGAUGUUACAGUAAGAGUCCCCCAUACAACUCCGAGGGUCCAAGCCAAUCCUCAGGACAUAGACCCUCUUUGGAAUUUAAUGCUAGCAGCCUACCAAACACUUAACCAUACUAGCCCUAACCUGACUCAAACCUGUUGGCUCUGUUACGAUGUAAAACCUCCAUUUUAUGAAGUGAUAGGCAUUAAUACCUCUUUCAGCUAUUCUCAUGACCUGAGCCCAAAGAAUUGCUCCUGGAAAGACCGUAAGAUCAUUGUGUGCUAG